Molecule: messenger RNA, 1409 nt
Organism: Zootermopsis nevadensis
Lineage: Eukaryota; Metazoa; Arthropoda; Insecta; Blattodea; Termopsidae
Source: RefSeq, a predicted model, not a curated record
GUGAAUGUAUAAAACGGUGGUGGGGAAGGCGCCUCGUAGCACUGAGUAGCAGAUUGUCUGUGAGUUGUUUUGUUGGCAGUUGUAACGGAAAAACAGUGAACCAUGGCUUUUAUGAUGCCUGUAGUGAAGAACGACUGGGACAUCUACAAGUCGAACAGAUCGAGGCGUAGCUCCGAAUGUUCGAACCCGCAGUCUUGCAGGAGUCGGAAAGUCUCCGAGUGUUCCAAGUCUGAAGGCCCUAGCCUGUCGACUUCUCCGGGCAGCGAAUUCAUUGUGGGAUCACCGGCACAUCGAUCAAUCCCCAUGGCGAUGUCAUCUCGCCAGUACUCCAGGGCGUCCUCACGUGCCUCCCAGUCCAGCCUGCAGUCGCCCAGUAAGUCAACUUCCUCGUCACCGCCCAAGUCCGGGUCUCAGUCCUCGCUCAACAAGUUCCACAACCGCCUGGUCGACAAACUAAAGCGUUCCUUGAGAGGCAAGGACGCCAUUCCUGACGGUUCCGAGACGUCAGAUCAGACGCGAGCGUCCUCCUGAGGCACACUCGCUGAAGAGGACUCCGAGUCGCUCCAGCCACCGCCAUCAUGCAUGAGACGUAGCAGCUCCCGGGUUACAAUGGCGACUACGACUCCGAUCGUGGUGCCCGCCAGGACUCGAUCCGGGAGCCGCGAGGCAACGAUCCCUCAGCGUGCCGCGUCGUCCUACCCCGGUACCGGCUUCGUAUGGGGUGGCAACAGCAAGUGUUGACAGUAUUACAGACUGUAACAACAAGAUGGAAACUGUGAUAUAUAAAUAAAUAAUUACAAGACUACGUACUUUUGAUAUACGUCAGUGCUGGAUGCAGGCCUAUUGUUGAGGGACGCGGGUGAAAGUGUGUAAAUUAUUCAUAAUCAUUAUACAGUAUAUAGCGGUAUAUAUUAUGUAUAAGAUAUAUAUAUAUAUAUUUAAAGCACUUAGAUUCUUUCAGUGCAUAUAAGGACGAACUGUUUUUGAGUUGUAGUUGGCCCUUCUUUGCCAUCGAGGAAUAAACUGAAAGCCAGACUGUGAUUUCUGCUUGGGUUUUGUUGCUGUUCGUAGCUAUAGACGUCAAGCAUAGCGGAGACAUUCCAGUAGUGGUGUUGUGUAUCACGAAGUUCGUACUUUCUUUCUGCUGUAGAAGUACUUUUGAAUUACGUAUGAUAUAUAAAUGAAGUUAACAGUGUAUGAAAUGGAAAAGACCUCUCUUCUUCUACCUGAUGACUUUUCAAAAAAAAAUGUUCCUGACAACCUCGUUCAGCUAGCAGCUAAGAGUUCUACGCUUUAAGAUCAGGUCAAUAUGUUAUACGAUCAAAAUAUCUUUCUUUUAAAUUUAAUUUUGUAGUAAUAAAUUGGCCAUCAUAUCAGUUGAAACAAUAUAUCAUAUUAUGCUACCUACA